AUGGCGCUGGCAAUCGAGCACUUAGAUAAACCUAUCAUUCUAGGCAGAUUCUACUUCAGCCUUGGCCAUGUACUUGAGGGAGACUCACACUCUAGAUCGGCCUAUGGACAUUUAUCUGCUGAGAUUAAAGUUGUAAUGGUUUGCUUAUUAAUAAAUGCUAUCAGCAGCUCUCAGCAGCAACAGCAGCAACAGCAACCUGAACCAAAUUUCCAGAACAUAUCUACGCAAUCUUGGUACCCUCCCUCAGUAGGUGGUUCAUCUUCACAUCCAUCCACACCCAGCUCUUCCGGUGCUAGUCCACACCAAAGAGCUUCAGAUCAUCCUCAGCCUUCAUCACGUGGCCAACCGUCUCCAGCUGAAGCUGCAGGGAUAAUUGCUCGUUUGAGGGAUAAGAGUGUUGAUGAGCUGCAGAGGCUGUUAAAGGACAAGGAGUCAUAUAAUGCUUUUUUCAAUUCAUUUGACCAAGUUAAAACACAGAACAAUUUACGUGAUGAGCUUAGAAAGGAGACCCUGCAGCUUGCGAGAGAAAAUUUAGAAAAGGAGCAGCGGAUUUCAGAGCUCAGGAAUCAGUGUACUAUAAUCAGAACCACAGAACUAGCAGCCGCUGAGGACAGGUUGGCCGAGUUGGAAAGGCAAAAGGACGAGAUUAUGAAGUCCUAUUCUCCUGCUGCUCUGCUCGACAAGCUGCAAAGUACAAUGGCGAAGCUGGACGAGGAGUCGGAGGAGCUGCACCAAAAGUUCCUGGAGAAGGACAUUGACCUGCCGACCUUUGUGCAGAAGUACAAGAAGCUCCGUGCUGCACACCACAAGUGUGCGCUUCUCCACCUCUCCGGCAAGGCCUCGCUUCGCUGA
Triticum turgidum subsp. durum (durum wheat) is the source of this 852-nucleotide messenger RNA. NCBI's taxonomy places the organism in Eukaryota, Viridiplantae, Streptophyta, Magnoliopsida, Poales, Poaceae. The record is from the annotation of a GenBank genome assembly.